AUGGGGGGGGAGGAGGCGACGGCGGAGGUGCGAGAGGCGAGGCGGCUGCUGCCGUACUUUGAGCCCUUCUUCACCCGCGAAAGCAGGGUGAUUCCCAACGGCGCAAUCCUCUACACGGUGCAGGCCUUCCGCUUCCCCACGCCGCGGGGGCCGCGCAGCAUCACCCGCGCGCUUGUGGAGGCCCCUGACAAGUACUUCUCGCCGCUGCAGGAGGACAAGGGCGGGGGGCACUUUCUCUGCCGCUACGAGGAGAGGCGGCUGCUGCGCUGCUGCACCUACCUGCAGUUGGACCAGCUGCGCUUCGCCUGGGUGGCUGUGAAGGAGCUGCUGGAGGAGCACAAGGCGGUGCAGCGCACCGAUGGCAGCCUCACCGGACUCGCGCGGCGCGACAUUAAAAAAAACAACGCGAAUGUUAACGACACGGCGAGUGGCGGCGCAAACGGGGCCGGCGGCCCGACGACGACGACGGCGGUGGCGGUGGGGACUUCUGCGGGAACUGCGACGGCAGCGGCUGCCGCUGCCGCCCUGCCGCCGACCCUGAUGCGGAAGCCGCACCCCAGCAGCAACAUCAUAGUUGGCCCCACCGCAGAGGCCCGCAAGACGCGGGAGGGGCUGCGGGAGAAGAAGUACAUGAGCGACUUGCUCAGGGAGGAGUGUGCCGAACGGUGGCCGCACACGCCCGUGCAGAAGUCGGUCAUCUUCACGGUGGAGGAGCAGCAGCUGGAGGCGCAGGGCGGUCGCAAGGGCCGCAAAGGGCCCCGCACGUACCUGGCAACAGUGGAGCUUCCGCUGCUCAACAAAAAGGGCGGUGCCGCGGUGUUUAAGGGAGCGCAGUGGUGCACAACCCGAAAGGAUGCGGAGAAUGCCGCGGCUGAAGCGGCGCUGCGCGCCCUCCGCGCGAUCCGCGCCUAA
Molecule: messenger RNA, 912 nt
Organism: Trypanosoma conorhini
Lineage: Eukaryota; Euglenozoa; Kinetoplastea; Trypanosomatida; Trypanosomatidae
Exons: 1
Coding region: 1-912 (303 amino acids)
Source: RefSeq, a predicted model, not a curated record